This is a messenger RNA of Arvicanthis niloticus (Nile rat), 2276 nucleotides long. RefSeq names its product F-box protein 4 (gene Fbxo4). Gene Ontology annotation, molecular function: protein binding. Gene Ontology annotation, cellular component: SCF ubiquitin ligase complex. The record is from RefSeq and is a predicted model, not a curated record. NCBI's taxonomy places the organism in Eukaryota, Metazoa, Chordata, Mammalia, Rodentia, Muridae. Gene Ontology annotation, biological process: SCF-dependent proteasomal ubiquitin-dependent protein catabolic process; protein polyubiquitination.
UGAAGAAAGGAUUCUCUAAUUUCUAAAAUGGCAUAUAUGCCAUUCUAACUGAACUUGAACGGCAUGUAAACCUGCCACUGGUGAAGGUGGCAGGUGCUUGAGAGAUGCCUCAGCAGUUAAGAGCCUGGACUGUUCUUCCAGAGGGCCUGAGUAAGUGGCUCUCAAGAGCGGGAUUCCAGUUCCAGGGUAUGUAAUGCCUGUGGCCUCGGCUGGAACCUGCGUGCCUCUGCACAUACCCACAUCCAUGGAGUUAAAAAUCGUAAGCAAAGGCCAGAUGUUUGCAACGCUUACUAACACGUUGCACCUAAUAUUUCUCAUGAGGUUAAACCAAAACCAGAUUGGAUUUUGAAAGAGCUAUGCCUGAGGCAGUUUUGGCUUUCUAGCUACAAUACUUUUUUCUCCACAGCACGAUGUUCUAGUCAAAGUCAGUAUCUUUAAUAACAGAUGGGACUUCUUGGAGAACUUUAGUUUAGUGGCUCCUGAUAGUUUCCACAGGCUGUUUUUGCUAAACUCCAAGAAAGUGGUAGAUUGCUGAUUCCGAAGCACAGAAGCACACUUACAGCCUACUUAUUACCUAACGCUUAAGGGAAGCACGUUUAUUAGAAAAGGGGUUGGCUGUUCAACAAGCCCUAGCUCCCGGGUCCUUGUGGUGGUGUACAGAGCCAGGGACUAGAGGAUGUAUAGUCUAGGCUAACACCAGCCAGUCAUUGGGGCGGAGGGUCUGCCCUAACGGGGUGAGUCAUUCCAGGCCACCUCGGCCUGGAGCUGCGCCCAGCCGACCAGCCGGGGUCAUCCCAGCGGGCGGGCGGAGGCGGAGACGGAGGCUGAGCGGCUGGGAAGCCGGUGCUCCCGGCCGCGUCGCGCGGAGCCGGCGGCCAUGGCUGGAAGCGAGCCCCGCGGAGCCGGCUCAUCGCCGCCCGCCAGCGACUGGGGCCGCCUGGAGGCCGCCAUCCUGAGCGGCUGGAGGACCUUCUGGCAUUCGGUGGGCAAGGAGCGGGCGACGCCGACAACCUCCCGGAAGGAGGCGGCGGAGGAGACGAGCGCGCUGACGCGGCUGCCGAUUGAUGUACAGCUGUAUAUUUUGUCAUUUCUUUCACCCCACGAUCUGUGCCAGUUGGGAAGUACAGAUCAUUACUGGAACAAAACUGUAAGAGACCCAAUUCUCUGGAGAUACUUUCUGUUUCGGGAUCUCCCUUCUUGGUCUUCUGUUGAUUGGAAGUCACUUCCAGAUCUAGAGAUCUUAAAAAAGCCCAUAUCUGAAGUCACCGACAGCACAUGUUUUGAUUACAUGGAGGUUUAUAAAAUGUGCUGUCCAUAUACAAGAAGAGCCUUGAAAGCCAGCCGUCCUAGGUAUGGAGCGGUUACCUCUUUCUUACAGUCACUGAUCAUUCAGAAUGAACCCCGGUUUGCUAUGUUUGGACCAGGUUUGGAAGAACUGGACACAUCCUUGGUGUUGAGUUUGAUGUCUUCUGAGGACCUUUGCCCAACUGCUGGUUUACCUCAUAGACAGAUUGAUGGUAUUGGAUCUGGAGUCAAUUUCCAGUUGAGCAAUCAGCAUAAAUUCAACAUCCUGAUAUUGUAUUCCACUACCAGAAAGGAAAGAGACAGAGCCAGAGAGGAGCACACGAGCACCGUUAACAAGAUGUUCAGCCUUCAGAGUGAGGGGGACGAGCAACAGGGGAGCCGCUACAGUGUGAUCCCACAGAUUCAGAAAGUGUGUGAAGUCGUAGACGGCUUCAUCUACGUGGCAAAUGCCGAAGCUCAUCGUCGUCAUGAAUGGCAAGAUGAAUUUUCUCGUAUUAUGGCCAUGACAGAUCCAGCUUUUGGAUCUUCAGGAAGACCCAUGUUGGUUUUAUCUUGUAUUUCUCAAGCAGAUGUAAAAAGAAUGCCUUGUUUUUAUUUAGCUCAUGAGCUGCACCUCAGUCUUCUAAACCACCCGUGGAUGGUCCAGGAUACAGAGGCUGAAACUCUGUCUGGUUUUUUGAAUGGCAUUGAGUGGAUUCUUGAAGAAGUAGAAUCUAAGCGUGCAAAAUGAAGUUCCUUUGGGACCAUAGGAAGCCACAGGUCAUGGUGUAUGUGUUUCCUGUCCCCUCUGUUCCUGCCUCUCUGGAGGAGGGCUUUAUCCUGGACAGCUACUACAGCUGGGCUUCUGACACUUUACCAUGAAUCAGUUGUAAGUUUCAAACCUACUGCUUUUCCACAAAAUGAUCUCCCACACUUUUGAUAAUUUUAUAUUUUCUGUCUUUUUUGAAAAUAUUAAAUUCUGCAAAACAAAA